Messenger RNA from Nymphaea colorata (pocket water lily), 2153 nucleotides. Its product is annotated as aldehyde oxidase GLOX-like. Bases 30 to 1748 code for a protein of 572 amino acids. The record is from RefSeq and is a predicted model, not a curated record. The transcript has a single exon. NCBI's taxonomy places the organism in Eukaryota, Viridiplantae, Streptophyta, Magnoliopsida, Nymphaeales, Nymphaeaceae.
AAGAGUGUGUUUGAGAGAGAGAGAGAGAGAUGAGGGUGGUGCCAUCUUGCCGAUCACAGGCGUUGCUCCUUCCAUUGACCGUCUUGAUCUGCUGCCUGCUUCUUGGUGCGCGAUCGUCGGCGCACCAAGGAAACGGUGGAGGAGAAUGGCAGCUACUCAGGCACAGCAUCGGGAUAUCGGCGAUGCACAUGCAGGUGCUGCACAACGACAAGGUGAUCAUGUUCGACCGGACGGACUUCGGCCACUCCAACUUGAGCCUCCCCUUCGGCCGCUGCCGCAACGACCCCGAGGACGUCGCCCUCAAGAAGGACUGCACCGCCCACUCCCUCGUCUACGACGUCGCCACCAACGUCCCCCGCCCUCUCACCGUCCAGACGGACACCUUCUGUUCCUCCGGCGCCGUUGCCCCCAACGGCCGCCUCGUCCAAACCGGCGGCUACAACGAUGGGGACCGCGUCGUUCGCGUCUUCUCCCCUUGCUCCGACUUCGAGGACUGUGACUGGCACGAGUUCCCGAAUGCGCUCGCCGCCAGGCGGUGGUACGCCACCAACCACAUUCUUCCCGACGGCCGGAUCAUCAUCGUUGGUGGCCGUCGGCAAUUCAACUACGAGUUCUUCCCGAACUCGGACCCGCCGGAGAAGUUCGACCUCCCGUUCCUCCAAGAAACCCACGACGUUCCGGAUGAGAACAACCUCUACCCAUUCGUCCACCUCCUGCCCGACGGGAAUCUCUUCAUUUUCGCCAACACUCGAUCCAUCCUGUUGGACUACGUCAGCGGUAGGAUUUUGCGCGAGUUCCCCGAGAUUCCCGGCAAGAACCCCAGGAACUACCCGAGCACCGGCUCGUCGGUCUUGCUUCCCAUCCGGCUGUCCGAGAGGCACCCCGGCGGUGUCCGGGCAGUAGAAGUACUGGUCUGCGGCGGGGCGCAGAAGGGUUCCUUCGCCAAGGCUAUAGCCGGGGAGUUCGUCACGGCAUUGUCCACGUGUGGGCGGCUGAGGUUGACGGACCCCUCGCCGGAGUGGGAGAUGGAGACGAUGCCGAUGCCCAGAGUCAUGAGCGACAUGCUCAUCCUGCCCAACGGUCAAGUCCUCAUCAUCAACGGCGCCAUGAGCGGCACCGCCGGGUGGCAGCUGGGCCGGAAUCCAGCCUUAAAUCCGGUCAUCUACCAGCCAGGAGCUCCUCGGGGCCAAAGAUUCAGUGUAAUGAGCGCGUCACCAAUCCCGCGUUUGUACCACUCGACGGCGGUGGUGUUGCCGGAUGGAAGAGUCCUCGUAGGAGGGAGCAACCCGAACGUGAACUACAGCUUUUCCGGCGUGGACUACCCGACAGAGCUUCGCUUGGAGGCCUUCUCUCCUCCAUACCUGUCGCCGGAAGCGGCGGAGUCGCGUCCGAGGAUCGUGGCGUUACCGGCGGGGGAGUUCGGGUACAAGCAGUCGCUGACCAUCGAGUUCGAAUUGACCAGUUGGACGUCGAUGGAAGAAGGCAUGUGGUGGGAGGAGUACAAUGAAGAGGAGGAGGAGGUGGAAGUGAAGAUGCUGUCGCCGACCUUCACGACUCACUCCUUCUCCAUGAACCAGAGGAUGGUGGUGCUGGAGAUGGUGGAGGGGUCGCGCCUGUCUGCGCCGUCAAUGUAUCGGGUGACCGUGCUGAGCCCACCGACUGCGGCGGCGGCGCCUCCCGGUUACUACAUGCUCUUCGUCGUCCAUCGUCGCAUACCCAGCCCCGGCAUUUGGGUCAGGAUUCAGUGAGACAGUUGAAAAUUUUUUCCUUCUUUUUCAGAGUCUUGUUUAUUUUUUCUUUCUUUUGUUCCAAAAAUCUUGGUGUUAAAGUUUGAUUCUGAACGGACAGAGUCAAUUAUCUUUUACUAUUGUUCAAUUGUAAGAGUCCUCUUGGUUAAAUUGUCCGUCCACUUUCAUCUGUAUAUACAAUAGGGCGACGAAAGUCGGAUAUAGGACGGAAGCGCUUUUAAUCAGCACUGGUUUAACCUGCUUUUCAAUUUUGGUUCUUGCUUUCUUAAAGAAGCUAUUGUAUUAUGUUGAUGAGAUCUUUGAUUCCAAGACUUGUCAGAUCUUGGUUAUGGACUUAUGGUUAUGUAGUGAGUGGUCGAGAAUAUCUCUUUCUUUAUUGUGAUCAAGAAAAAGCAAGUUCUGCAA